Messenger RNA from Liolophura sinensis, 637 nucleotides. RefSeq names its product ceramide-1-phosphate transfer protein-like. The transcript has 2 exons. The record is from RefSeq and is a predicted model, not a curated record. Gene Ontology annotation, molecular function: ceramide 1-phosphate binding; ceramide 1-phosphate transfer activity. Bases 5 to 637 code for a protein of 210 amino acids. Gene Ontology annotation, cellular component: membrane; cytoplasm; cytosol. NCBI's taxonomy places the organism in Eukaryota, Metazoa, Mollusca, Polyplacophora, Chitonida, Chitonidae. Gene Ontology annotation, biological process: intermembrane lipid transfer; ceramide transport.
CAACAUGGCUUCAGCUGACAGUUUCGAUAUAGAGAUAGUUUACGAACUAUUCACAAAAUGCGGCCGCGAUGACGGGAGGAUUGAUAUGGAUGGGUAUGCAGAAGCAUUUGAUGAACUGUGCAAACUCUUCAAUCUUCUAGGAACUGUGUUCACUUUUGUCACAUCUGAUGUCCAUGAAAAAAUUGGUAUUUUACGGGCCUACCGUCAGUCUGAGCUGGCUAAGCAGUAUGAAACUGUGAGUGACAUGAUCCACUAUGAGGUGGAAAACAAACUAACAAACAAGAAAACUAAGCCAUUGUCUGGCUCAAGGACGUUGCUACGGUUACACAGAGCUCUGGAAUUUGUGAUUGAUUUCAUGACAGCUGUAACGCAAAUGGAGAUUUCGAAAAAACUUACCAGUAUUGCAGGGGAAUCAUACCAGAAGACUCUGGCAAAACAUCAUCCGUGGGUGAUCCGGAAAGCAGUAGGUGUGGCCAUGUACACACUCCCCACCGGAGAGCAACUGCUCAGUAAAAUGGGCAAGCACGAUAUGGACAAGACUUUAGAGCUGAUGAAUGGCGUGAUUCAGCUUGCCCAGCCUAUCUAUGAUGAAAUUCAGACAAUUUACACAUCUAAUAAUCUCCAUAAUUUAGCGUAG